GACGCUCCAUCGCGGGCGACGAUCCAGCAGCAAACGGGUUGAUUGGGCUUCAACCCCAUGCCGCUUUCUCUCUUCAUAACACACGGUCGAAAUGAGCGAGGCAACAAACACCGCUCCUCACCUGCUCUCGCUCAAAGUGAUGCGGCUUUCGCGCCCAUCCUUUGUGCAAGUCAACCCAAUACCUUUUGAACAAGCUCCCACUCUGCCAGCGAACGCGGCGCUUACACAGGCCGCGGAAAAUGACAUUACUAGUCUCUCAGAACCCGUGCAACCUCCAAUCGCCGAUCUUCUCAAUCUCAACUCCCCAGUCCUCCCACCUUCCAGCCUCAACAUUCGCGACUUUGGUCUCAGCGACCUACUCACGGUUCCUUCCUCAUUUGGGAACAUUUAUUUAGGCGAAACAUUUUCUAGUUAUCUAUGCGUCAACAACGAGAGCGGUUCUGCCGUUCAGGAUGUCGGAAUCAAAGCCGAACUUCAAACCGCCUCACAACGAUUUACGCUAGCAGAUACGCUUGGUGGAGCCACCCCGCGAGCGAGCGUCACCUCGGUUGCAUCGUCCAACUCUGCCGAUACAUCUUUCUCUUCAUCCAUUGCCACUCGAGUCCCUCUGCUGCCCACUCAGUCCGCAGAGUUCAUUAUACAUCACGAAAUUAAGGAGCUCGGAGUUCACAUUCUUGUGUGCUCCGUUCACUAUUCCACGAGCAGCGGAGAGAGAAGAUUUUUCCGCAAGUUUUAUAAAUUUCAAGUUUUAAACCCUUUGGCAGUGAAAACGAAGGUCAACAGCUUGCAGGACGGACGAGUAUUUCUGGAGGCGCAGGUGCAGAAUGUUGCUAAUGAAACGAUGUAUUUGGAAAAGAUGCGCUUCGAAGCAAACGAACUCUUUCAAUUCCACGACCUCAACACAAUCAUUACGGUCAAUGACAGCGCAGCAGUGGAUGGUCCUCGCGGCAUCAAAGCUGGACCCGUUGUGGGUGCUACCGAAGAUGGCGCUGUGUAUCUCAGCCCACAAGACACACGACAGUAUUUAUAUAUGCUUCAGCCAAAGAAGCCACAGGACUCGGUGGCCAGAACGACACCGACAUUAGGCAAAUUGGAUAUCAUGUGGCGAACUCAUCUGGGACAAACAGGAAGACUACAGACGGCCCAGCUAAGCCGGAAGGUGCCGCCUAUCGAACCAUACGACAUUGCGGUCAUCGCUACCCCAGACAGGAUUCAUGCAGAGCGGCCGUUCUCGGUCACCUGCAGACUUCGCAAUAAUUUGGUUUCUGAAACCCUUCGAUUGAGUAUCCAUGGCGUAAAGAGCAAAAUGAGCAGUGUUUUGCUAAUGGGUCCAAGUGAACGUUCCUUUGGCAAUAUCGGUCCUUUAGAACAUGUUGAUUUCGAGCUGAACUUCUUUCCACUCUUGGCUGGACUGCAUAAAAUAUCAGGGUUUCGAUUGAACGAAAUGGUCUCUGGAACAAGCAGGGAUGUGGAUAAUUUGGUAGAUGUAUAUGUAUGGCAGACGGCAUGAUCAUAAUCAACGACCGCCAUAAUCCGUUGUAGAGUAUUGGCGCUUUGUACAAAUCUAAUAGCUACCAUUACAUGUAUAUACAUAUUUACAUGCCCUCGUGCUUGUUUCAAGGGUAA
Molecule: messenger RNA, 1626 nt
Organism: Spizellomyces punctatus DAOM BR117
Lineage: Eukaryota; Fungi; Chytridiomycota; Chytridiomycetes; Spizellomycetales; Spizellomycetaceae
Exons: 1
Coding region: 92-1510 (472 amino acids)
Cellular component (GO): TRAPPIII protein complex
Source: RefSeq, a predicted model, not a curated record